GCAGCGGCGCCUUUGUUGCCAAGGCGACGCAAGAACGACAAAACUCUGCGUGCUCGUCGUCAGCGGUAGCGGCGUGGGAUCACGCUCCACGGCGAGGUUUGCCUCAUAAUACACGGCUUUAAUAGAUAAUGAGUCGGUUGGAACCUAAGCUGCCUGUCGGUGACAGACUACGCUGGACGUCCGGUUGCUGCCACAUCGCGCUGCGUAACUUUUCCGGUGUGUUAGUGGUCAUUUCAUCGGACGCGUCGGUUCUGACGGGACGUCCAUAACUCGCCGUUCUGCAGUCGCCUGGAAAGAGUAUGUUGCGCUAAAAUGAUGAAAAUGAGUAAGAAAUAUGAACCUGCCGCCGUCUCUGAGGUGGAGGAGCACAUCUCUCUGAAGUACGAAAUCAAGAAGAGACUUGGCAAAGGGGCUUAUGGCAUCGUGUGGAAGGCGGUCGACAGACAGACCGGGGAGACCGUCGCUGUCAAGAAGAUCUUUGAUGCCUUCAGGAACAGGACGGACGCCCAGCGGACUUUCAGAGAAAUCAUGUUUCUCCAGGAGUUUGGAGAUCAUCCCAACAUCGUCAAGCUUCUAAAUGUCAUCAGGGCCCAAAAUGACAAAGACAUUUACCUCAUCUUUGAGUUCAUGGAUACUGACCUGCAUGCAGUGAUUAAGAAAGGCACCUUACUGAAGGAUAUCCACAAACGUUAUGUCAUGUACCAGAUCUUCAAAGCCAUCAAAUACCUGCACUCAGGAAAUGUGAUCCACAGGGACCAAAAGCCGUCCAACGUGCUGCUGGACACUGACUGCGUGCUCAAGCUGUGUGAUUUCGGCCUGGCCAGAUCGCUCAACCAGAUCCAGGAGGACAGUGGGAAUCCCACGCUGACGGAGUACGUGGCGACGCGCUGGUACAGAGCCCCCGAGAUCCUGCUGGGAUCCACAAGGUACACUAAAGGUGUGGACAUGUGGAGCCUCGGCUGUAUCCUGGGAGAGAUGCUGCUGGGAAAAGCUUUGUUCCCCGGUACGUCCACCAUCAACCAAAUAGAGAAAAUCAUGAGUGCCAUCCCACACCCCAGCCCAGAAGAUAUUCUGGCCAUCAAGUCUGAAUAUGGAUCCUCAGUCAUUCAGAGGAUGUUACUCAAGCCUCAGGUGCCUUUGGAGGAUCUCCUCCAGCCGUCUGUGCCUCCCGAUGCCCUGGAUCUGCUGAAGGGCUUGUUGGUUUUCAAUCCAGACAAGCGGUUGACUGCUGAGCAAGCCCUGCAACACCCUUAUGUUGCCAGGUUCCAUAAUCCAGUCAAGGAACCAGCUCUUAACUAUGAUGUAGUGCUGCCAGUGGAUGAUGAUGUACAGUUAUCUGUGGUCCAGUACCGCAACAAACUUUAUGAGAUGAUACUAGAGAGGAGGACUAAUCAAGGCAUACUGAGACUGAAUGGGGGUUGUUUGAGCAGCAGGGAGAAAUCCAGUGUGAAGGAUAAAGCAGAGAAGGGUCCAGCGGUGGCAAACAGCGACGAUGAAGACGACCGUGAGGGGAAGUCACCGCAUGAAAAGACUGAGGAGCCAGUCCACACGCCUUCACAUCGAGCCCCAGCAGGGCCCAGCUCUAUUGCUGUGGAGAAGACCAGUCCAUUAGCUAGUCCUGGUCUGGGAAAAGUCACGUACAACCCGAUCACACACGCCCCGAAUGAGUUUGUUCGGAGUCCAGGUGUUCCUCCUCAUCACUACUACUCCACUGCAGCCAGAAGGAAACAAGAAGGACAAACUAGUAAUGUGGCCACAUCACCACCAGAGGGCGCCAAUGCUAAUACAUCUAUGGACCAGAUUCUGCAGCGUGGUCGCUCAGCCCCUGUGACUCACAACCGCUCCUUCUCCGUGGCUCUAAACCAAACCCAGAACAACCCACUGGUGCGCAAGGAGGAGCCGUCUCUGUCCGCUGGGCUACAAGUCACAUCUGCACGCCUGAACCAGCGCUCCCACUCUCAGGCCCGUGAGGCUCGGCCUCCGGCUCGGUUCAGCAAGAAAGUGUUUCAGAGAAACUGUAAUGUGGCAGCUGCUGGUGACCCUCGGGCCAAACUGGGCAGCUAUUCCCAGGCCUACGGUACCAUCAAUAAGAGUGAACUGGACAGUCUGCUUCGGAACCGCCCUUACAACCAGUAGCUGCUGUUAUGUCAGUGGUGACAGACAGAUGGCAGCUGGUGUGUUUAAACACACAAACACGUUUGCUUUGGAUUUUAGUCAUGUGGAAAACUGUAAUAGAGCUUGUAAAAAGAAACGGUUAUUUGGAUGUGGAUUUUCAUUUGCUGUCUGUGACAGUGAAUAAAUAACAAUGAAGAAUGA
Messenger RNA from Betta splendens (Siamese fighting fish), 2316 nucleotides. RefSeq names its product mitogen-activated protein kinase 15 (gene mapk15). Gene Ontology annotation, cellular component: cytoplasm; nucleus. The transcript has 14 exons. Gene Ontology annotation, biological process: protein phosphorylation; intracellular signal transduction. Bases 313 to 2136 code for a protein of 607 amino acids. Lineage: Eukaryota; Metazoa; Chordata; Actinopteri; Anabantiformes; Osphronemidae. Gene Ontology annotation, molecular function: MAP kinase activity; ATP binding. The record is from RefSeq and is a predicted model, not a curated record.